ACAAAAUUAUAUUUUCGACUUUCUAUCGAUUUUGAUAAGUGUUUUUGACAUUGAUAGCUGCCAAAGACUGAUAAAUCUUGGAACCUCAAAAACCAUAAAACAUAUGUGGACAUUCUAUGUUUUAAAAUUUAGAAUUUGUUGUAGACAAAUGGGAAGUACAUUUAUCUUAAGGUUAACGUGACCUUGACCUCAAAUAUUUGGUUGUUAUGGAACUUAUGACACUGCAGAUACUUUAACAAGAGGAUUAACGUAAAUCUGACAGCUCUGAUUAUAGCUUAUAAAACUUGAGGAAUUUCGACCUUCAAAGGAAAUCGGUUUAGGUACAUUAUCCAUAAAUCCAGUUUUAAUGAGCCAAAAAUUAAUCCAUAUUGAUUAUGAAUGAUACCUAAACAAAGACGGAAUAAUUUGGACAUUAUCUCAGAAGAUAAAUGAUAUACAAAUCCAGACGCUUUCGCUUCUAUGAAACAUUUUGAUCUCGUUUGUAUGUCGACAUUUUUAGGAUAUUUUAAUGUCAAAAUAGAAAAUGUCAAAGGAAUUUGAGAACUCUGCUGCUGUUUUGUACGUGGAUGACGUUCCACCACAUCGUAACAAUACAAGUUUGGAAAGAGUUAGGGGAAAGAGCACAGGAUUCUCCACAGAACAAGUCCAAUAUGAGGACAAUGCGGCUAGCGAAUCAUUCGAAGCACCCAGCUAUAGUUCAUCUUCAGAGUCGGCGUCAUCUUCGCCUGAAUCAAGUUUCGCAUUAUUUGGUGCACAUGGUACAAAUAUACCAACUGAGAGAGGAAUAGGAAUAAAUGGCAAAAAUCAAAGUGUAUCACCCGGAAAAAUGUUAACUGUGAAAAGUGCUUCACUCGGAAGGAACGUCCAUUUAGGCAGUAGUUUGCCCCUAGAGCAAGAUGAGGCUUUCAGUAACAUUGAUCAUUUCUGUGAGACACCAAGGACAAAAUGUUGUGGGACAUUUAUGUUGGGCAAAAGCGCAUCAUUGGGGAAAAAUAACCCAUACGAACAGAGAUCUAAAAACAAAGAACUCGCACGAACGAAUAGCAAUGGUGAAUUAUCUUAUGGUUUAUCUCCACCACGUUUAUCCCACGAGCGAAUCUCACCAAGUACUUGCUCGGCGUCCAUCGACUUAGCUCUCUUGAAGAGGUCCGGCAGUGCCCCAAGUAGACCAAGUCGGUCCUCAAGGGCAAUGCCUAUUAGGUCUAAAAGUUCAGUCAGUGGCUCACGAUCAGCGAAUAGUUCCCCACGAAUGAAGCAACGCCGGGUUGGGGUCGUGUAUGACAAUACGUCAGGAAUUUUCAAUCGCUACAGUUUACAGAAUGACCACUGUUAUAGAAUGCUACUCCAGAGUGUCAUUAAUCCAUUGGGUGCAGCAGACACACAUCCGGGUUUCCGGCCUAAGGAUCUGGCAUCAACUAUUAAGCAAGUCUUUCAAAUCCCCGGGGAGAAACACGAAUUAUGGCUGAAAGACGCCGAAAGUAGAAAACCGUCCAAUAUUGUCCUAAAUGUCAAAGUCGUGAGCGCCAAGGACCUAAAACCAAUGGAUUCAAAUGGUUUAGCUGACCCAUAUUGUCUCCUAAGCAUAGUCUCAAAGUCCAAGAGCAAUAGGAACUCUCCAGUUAACUCUCCAAGAACAUCCCCCAAGCCAAAAAGGAAAAGUCGGCAUGGGUCAUUGGAAAUAGGAGACGUUAAGCGUACGCAGAUUAUCAAAACUACAUUGUGUCCACGAUGGAAUGAGGAGUUUGAAUUAGAGGUGCGGGAUGUCCAUACACAGGAGUUGCAGGUAUAUGUCUGGGACUCAGACGAGGGUAGUACGGUCAGUGAGCAGCUGAAGCAACUCGACAGACCAUCAGGUCUGAAAAGUGUGUUCAGACAAAUAAAACAGACAUUGGAAUUCGGCAAAGCAGUCGAUGAAUUCAUGGGACAGUUCAAGGUCCCACUAAGAGACAUUCCAGCGACUGGGAUUGAGACAUGGUAUGACUUAUACGAUGUCUCAAAAAAGAAAACUUCAAAAAGUUUAGGACAGUGUAAAUUGAAGUUGAGUCUUGCGCACAAACAGGAAAUGGAUCAGAUAGACUGUGCUGAAAGUGAGCAAUGUUCCAUCGAGGAUUACUACCACAUAGUAAAACAAAUGUAUAUACACGUAUCUAAGUCACUGAAUAAUGAUAAGGAUGUCCUUCCGCGGUUGAAUCAAGUCAGUCAGAGGAUAUUGGAUCAAUUUGCUAGUCAGAACCACCUAUCAAAAUUCAGCCAAACUCUAGUCAAUUUGUCUGUCAUGUUAGAAUGGACAACUAACAGUGAACGCGGAAUAAUAACUGAUGACAUCAUAAAGGAGUCUAGUAUGAAUAUGGAAGUAGAAUGGUUGAGAACUCAGCUUGAUGAUAGUGACGCACCACAGAGAGUUAUCCUAACAGAUACAGAGCUUGUCAUGUUUGAUGCAGCAGCUACUGGGUACAUUCAUCACCUGAUUAAGGAUCUCAACGACAUUCCAUCAUUAUUCCCACCAGAUGUACAGCACCUCGAUGAAUUCAAAAAUAAACUCAGCAUGAUAGUAAACCUUUUAAAUCUCCAACUAUGGACCACGAAGGAAACUCUUCGCAAGGAUCUCUCAUCUCUUAUUGUUGAACGUCUCCAAACAGACGUCAGGACAUGGACUGAAAAUCAGCUUACAUAUGUGGAAGUUUCUAUGAAAGACACUGUCAUACCAGAGACUGCUGCCUUGAUUGAAGUGAUAGAUAUGGUGACGAUUGCCAUCACGCCUGCUAUGCCUUAUGUGCAGUUCUUUAACCGAUUGGGAAUUGAUUACUACAGAGUCGUGUCAUUUGGUAUUGAAUCUAAAAUGUCAAAGCGGGUGCAGGAAUUGAUGCUUAAGAUGGACCAGUAUCAGAUGAGGUACCAAAAGUAUCCCCCUAACAUCACAGAGAGCAGCAAAGUAUCAUUGAGACUGUAUUUCACACUGAGGAAAUUGUUCCAAGUCGUGAAGGAUAACAUCAACGAAAGAGAUCUAUUCAGGCUUAGUCUUGCUAAGUUUCACAGCUGGUUUACAGAAUCUCUUGUAUUCUGGCUGUCCACAUUCAAAACUGAGGCUGUCAGGCGCAUGGAAAAGGCCUUGGAGAUCGACAGAGAUGUUGUACAAGUUACGAGUCUUGUGAAAUAUUCCAACUCUAGCGUUGAUGUACUCUCUUCCUUUGCCAAGAUAACAUCCGAAUGGAAAGCUAUAGAUUUCCCUGACCCGGACAACCAAGUCAUGGGUGUUACCAAAAUAACUGAUACUAUCUGUGAUGGGGCAAGACUUUAUGCUGACAAAAUUGGAUGUAUCUUGGAACGAAAUGGGUACUACACAAUGAAUGAAAAAAGUCAGGCUACAUUUGAUGUUACUGACCAGCUUUGUAUCACACUUAACAAUAUUGAGCACGUCCGGCAGUACAUUGAUGAACUCCCGAAUCUCUUGGAAUGGGAAAAAGUUGUCGCUGCCAUGUCAACCAAACACGAAGACGAGGCUGUCGGUGAACAGAGCAUGCGCACUUUGGCAAAACUUCAAAACACUGCCCAUGAUGAUGUCAAAAUGAAAAGCAGUGUUCUCCUUCAGAAGAUCACUGACCGAAUGAGCGUUGACAUCCGGAAAUAUACCCUAUUGUUUACAAGGGGACAGCCAUUAAAGAAAUCUUCUAUAGACCCUAUAUUGGAUUACUUAGAGAGCAACCUUCACAUCUUAUAUGAAAAGCUGAUGUGUUGCUAUUAUCCCAAGAUGCUCGAACACCUUUGGAAUGUUGUCUUAACUGCAGUCCACGACACCCUACAAAAUGGGAGAAGACCAGAGUAUUACGUUGAGAUAGAAAACAAAAUGGUGAUGUUGAAAGCUUACUUCUGCAGGGCGAGUUGUAUUGACAUAUCCAUGUCAACGUAUCUCUAUGACAACCUGGACCAUAGGCUAAAUUUAAACUCUAAAUCAUCGGAAGAACUAGAGCAAGAAUACUGGGCGAAAAUAUGUGAUUCAAUGUCAACUCCAUUGGACUAUCUGGGUCAUCUUGCAGUAAAGAUUGGUUAUAAGAAAGAGACAGAUACUUCAAUAUCCCUUUAUGUUAAAGUAAUGAAUGCAAAGAGCUUACCUGGUCUAAAUAGAGCUGGACUUAGUGACCCAUUUGUAACAGUGGACCUUUGUCCAAAGACAAAAUUCCCCCACUGUAAGCAAGAACGAACAAAAACUGUGGAGAAAAAUCUCAACCCCGAAUUUUAUGAAAAAUUUGUGUAUGACAACAUUCCAAUUGGUGUAUUAGACGAGAAAGGUGCCGUUUUAGUGUUUAGUAUCUGGGACAGACAAGCGUUUUUCCCAGACCGCUUUAUUGGUGAGGUCAUCUUACAACUAUCUCAUGCCCAGCCAAUGAUGACACAGGAAAUGCUUGACGUCACAGUAGUCAUGAUGCCGGUGAAACGACCUCGCGAACCACAUGGACCAUUCCAGGUGCUUAGAAGUAGAACAACAUUUGACAAAGAUGUUAAGACAUUUGUGCAACAACGAUCCCGGGUCAUGCGACAUCAACCAGAACGGACUGAUAACAAGAUAAAAAAUUUAACUGGACUAAAAGAUUGGUAUUCAGCGUUAAAGGUAUUCUAUUGUGAACCGGAGGAUUACGAUUGAACGACAUAAUGCAACAUAUUGCCUUAAAUUCUAGGUGAUGUUGAUAUCUUUCAACUCUGUUGUCAGUAGGCUAUGCCAACAACAAUGGUAAUACUGCCGUUUAAUCGGAGUAAAAUGGAGGAGAACGCGCUUACUUAUGAACGUGGGUUUGUUCUUGUUGGGAUUGGACAUGAUGUAUGUUGGUGUCAGUGACAAAAUAACCAAGCCACGACACAAAUCUCAGUUUCAGUUGUCUCUCAAACACUGAUACUAUCUUGACCCACGAUCUAUUGCAGUAAUGAUUCAUGGGUUUUGCUGAAUGGAUAUUUCUGUGUAAUUGUCUGACAGAAAACUAUUAAAUAGGCUGCUGUGGAGAAAUAUGGAACUGAAAAAUAUAAAUGUCAAACGGGACUACUGUAUGCCCUGCUAUUUAGGAAUUACAGUGCAGGAUUAGUAAAAUGAUGCAAGAUGAAAUCUGUAUUUGACAUUUAGCUGUCAUUGUGUCUUUAAACAUGAAUGCAAAGAUUUGUCCAAACAUGAAAGUUGUAUUUGACAAACAGUUGACUAUCACUGUGCAUUGAAUAUGUAUUGACAUCUAUUUAUUUAUUCUAUGCAAAAUAAAAAUGAUGAAAUGUGCACUCUAGAAUUCAAGUGUUGUUCUUUGUUUAUGGAUUCG
This is a messenger RNA of Owenia fusiformis, 5294 nucleotides long. NCBI's taxonomy places the organism in Eukaryota, Metazoa, Annelida, Polychaeta, Sabellida, Oweniidae. The record is from the annotation of a GenBank genome assembly.